CCGGAAACAAGCUUGAAUGCGGAAGUAUUGAUGAACCUGUGUAAUAUUUCCAAACUCGGAAGUUGAAGCAGAUUAAAAUGUUUUUUGUUAAAGUCGGAUAAACAGGGAAAGUUACACAGCUGUAAGCUUCGGUUAAAUUAGUUUAUUUAAACCUGGCGAUUUUCCCUGGGUUUUAUACUUUGCUUUUGCGUUUUGAUUGCGUGUGUCAGCUGAGUCCUGUUCUGACAGGUGAGCCAUGUCCCCCCGCAGCAUAUAAGGAUGGAAAACCUGCGCUCUCGGCUGAGGCUUGGGAGCAAAGUGGAGGACGUGCAGCUGAGGAAACGGAGGUCCCUGCUUUACUCCAAGGAGGAUGGACAGCUUUUAAACCACGGCCUACUGAGGGUGGCUGUCUUCACUGUGGUGUUCAGACUGAUCAACUGUCUCAUGGUUCAGACCAGCUAUGUCCCUGAUGAGUACUGGCAGUCUCUGGAGGUUUCCCAUCGGAUGGUCUUCAACUAUGGGUAUCUGACUUGGGAGUGGAAAGCAGGAAUCAGAGGAUUUACAUAUCCUUUCUUCUUUGCAUCCCUGUACAAAAUACUAUACUUUCUGAACUACGACACAGUCUAUCUCCUGAUUUGGCUUCCUAGAAUAGUUCAAGCGAUCCUGGCUGCGUUUGCUGAUGUAAAAUUCUUCUUACUCAUCCGAACAUUAGAAACUGAGGACGUCGCAAGAUGGACGUUUUUCUGCCAGCUGUGCUCCUGGUUCUCCUGGUUCUGCUGCACCAGGACUCUGACGAACACCACAGAGACCACCCUCACCUACUUGGCUCUGUUUUACUUUCCUCUGCCAGGGUCCAAAACAUACAGCAGUAAAAAGUACUUGUCCCUGGUGGCCUUGGCUGUGGUUGUGCGCCCGACGGCCCUGAUUGUCUGGUUUCCUCUGCUAAUGUACCAUUUCUGGCAGGAAGAGCACAAGCUGAGACUCAUCAGUCAUAGUUGCAUUCCUAUAGGGAUGUUGGCGGUUCUAAUUUCAGCGCUGAUCGACUGUCUGUUCUACGAAAAGUGGACGCUGGUGCAAUUCAACUUCAUCAAGUUUAACAUCCUGCACGGAGUGGCAGAUUUCUACGGCUCCCACCCCUGGCACUGGUACUUCACCCAGGGCUUCGCCGUCGUCAUCGGCCCUCAUCUUCCCUUCUUUCUACACGGAUGUGGCCUUGCCUUCAGGAAAUACAAAAUGGUGCUGGCCACAGUACUGUGGACUGUUGUUGUGUACAGUUUGCUUCCUCAUAAGGAGUUCAGGUUCAUCUACCCCGUCCUGCCGUUCUGUAUGAUUUUCUGUGGAAUAUCUUUGGCUCAUCUCAAAGCAUGGCGGCGCGUGGCUGCAGCCCUCCUUUUGGUGUCCAACCUGGUUCUGGCUCUGUAUACUGGUCUGAUACACCAGCGAGGUACUCUGGAUGUCAUGAGUCACCUUCAGACACUCUGUGAGGUCAGCAGGGACUCCAGUCGCCCACAGUCGGACAUCCUCUUCCUCAUGCCCUGUCACUCAACGCCUUUCUACAGCCACGUCCACUGUCCUCUGAAGAUGAGGUUCCUGGAGUGUCCUCCAGACCUCGGAGAAGACGGUUACUUUGAAGAAGCUGCACAGUUCUACAACAAUCCUCUCCUCUGGCUCAGGACCUCCUUUCCUUACAAAUCCUCCCAGCCAACACAUCUGGUUUUAUUUGACGUCUUGGAAAAAGAAAUCUCCACUUUCCUGCAAGGGAAUAACUUCACAAGAACAACGGAAAUAUUUCACACUCACGUUCCAGAGGGAAGAGUUGGAAGAAGCAUCUUUAUUUAUGAAAGGCACUAACAGCAAAAACAACACUAAAGAAAAUAUUCUCUGAGAAAAUGUAACAAUUUGCUAUUGUAAUAAAUGCUUUAGACUCUUU
Molecule: messenger RNA, 1909 nt
Organism: Girardinichthys multiradiatus
Lineage: Eukaryota; Metazoa; Chordata; Actinopteri; Cyprinodontiformes; Goodeidae
Gene: pigb
Product: phosphatidylinositol glycan anchor biosynthesis, class B
Exons: 12
Coding region: 259-1830 (523 amino acids)
Biological process (GO): GPI anchor biosynthetic process
Cellular component (GO): endoplasmic reticulum membrane
Molecular function (GO): alpha-1,2-mannosyltransferase activity
Source: RefSeq, a predicted model, not a curated record